Venustampulla echinocandica is the source of this 4455-nucleotide messenger RNA. RefSeq lists its product as uncharacterized. Gene Ontology annotation, biological process: transmembrane transport. The record is from RefSeq and is a predicted model, not a curated record. NCBI's taxonomy places the organism in Eukaryota, Fungi, Ascomycota, Leotiomycetes, Helotiales, Pleuroascaceae. Gene Ontology annotation, molecular function: ATP hydrolysis activity; ABC-type peptide transporter activity; ATP binding. The transcript is spliced from 5 exons. The coding region runs from base 1 to 4455 and encodes 1484 amino acids. Gene Ontology annotation, cellular component: membrane; fungal-type vacuole.
AUGGCCCAAUUCAGAGUCCAAGGGCUUCACCCGUCCUGGUAUGAUGGCCAUCUGGUACCCUACACAAAAUCUGAGGCUAUUCCCGAGGCUGGUUGCUCUCGUAUUUGGGAUCCCGUUAACGCCCGGUUUGAGCGAUGCAUUCUUCCAUUUAUCUCCGCUAUUCCAGCGGUAAUAGCAGUAUGCAUCGUGUUUGGUUUUGUGGUCCAAUUGAUACCACGCCGCGUUAUAAUACCAAGGUGGCUCAGAACAUUCGUCGAAGAAAUACCGGAGAAAGAUGACGAACUUCUCCCCAAGCAGAGGCGUCGAUUCACGCUUCCUUCAAUGACGCUACUUUAUCUAUCACUCGUUGGUUUCCUGCUGCAAAUGGCCACAGUCUUCUAUCCCAAAUUCCGCCUGGACAUGGUGUAUCCUGCGGCAUCAUGGGCAGUAUCUUCUAUCAUCAUUGCCAUCCUUCGGCCAACGACGGCGCCAAAAUCUUUACUAGUUCUAUAUAUCAGCAUUCUCGUUUCCCAGCUCGUUGUCCUGCUGCACAACCUUUGGGAUAUUACUCGGAACGAAGCUUUGGAACUUGUAGCUAUUUUCUUAGCAUGGGCAGCAAUUAUUGCCAUUCUACAAAUGCCGUUGCGAGACCCAAGUCUAUCCAAUGAUACAAUAAGUCCAGCAUUUGGGCCCCCUACAAGCCAUCUUCGCAGCCCGGAAGAUAAUCUAACAUUAUGGCAAUUCAUGACCGUUUCCUGGAUGGCGCCACUCAUUUCCUUGGGGACUUCCAGGCAGCUCAAUGAUGAAGAUGUUUGGCUACUAGGUUAUCAGUUUCAGCAUAAAACGCUACAUGAGAAGUUUAGAGAAUUGCGAGGCUCGGUUCUGAAGCGAUUAUUGGAGGCUAAUGGGCUCGAUCUGUUUAUUGUUUCUAUCCUCGGUAUUAUAGAGCAAUUUGCAAACUUUUCGGCCCCAGUACUCCUACAAAAGAUUCUCCAAAGUAUGGAGGAUCAUAGAGCACCGAGGCGUGCCGCUCUAACUUAUGCUCUGCUGUCUCUUGUUGUACGAUUGAUUGCCUGUCAAUCAUCAGUUUUAAGUCUCUGGUACGGACGACGUGCGUAUGAACGGUCUCGUGGAGAACUGGUUACGAUGCUCUAUGAGAAGACACUGUCAAGGAAGAUGGUCUCUGUGAGUAGUAAACCCGUUGAGCAGACCAACUCGAAUACAGCCACAAACGGCGAGUCGGAGGUUUCAGAUCGUUCGAGAUUCAGAAAAGCGCUCGAUUAUGUCAAGAAGCCAUUCUCUUCUCAUAAAAGCAUACCUGAAGUAGCGGAAACUCCAGAGAAGUCGCCUGAGCUUGCGUCAAUGGGGAAGAUUAUGAACCUCAUGCGGUUUGAUGCGUACGAAGUGGCCCAACGAUUCUGGGAAUUCUCGUCCCUUGUAUCACAACCUCUAGGCUUGGUCCUUUCAGUUGUUCUCAUCUGGAGACUCAUAGGCUGGCCUUGCUUGAUUGGAAUUGUGACGGUAUUAGUAGCCCAGUUCAUGAAUGCAUUUAUUGCACGUAUCUUACUCGGCUGGGAAAGAAAACGGAGGGUGGCGACUGAUGUUAAACUCCAUAAAAUCGGACAACUUGUUGAGGCCAUCCGCCAUCUGCGUUACUACGGCUGGCAAGAUGUCUGGCUAGCUCGAAUUAUGGAAGCAAGACAAGCAGAACUGACGCUGAGAAUUAUCACUAGCUUAUGGAGCAUCCUCAUCAGCUUCACUAAUACUUUUGCUAGCGGCAUGUUUCCUGUGGUUGCGUUCUAUGCAUACACUGCGCUAGCAGGCCAGCCCCUACGAGUUGACAUUGCAUUUCCGGCCUUGCAAUUGUUUACCAUGCUGGAAUUAAGUCUUCGCGAACUGCCCAACCUUAUCACAGUCUUGCUGAAUGCUAAGGUUUCAAUGGGACGGAUCGAGGAGUUUAUGAACGAGCCGGAUAAAGCGGUUGCCGAGAUAGCAGAAGGGUCCAAAAUGGAACUAGAAAUGAAAGAUGCCUCAUUUGCUUGGCCUGGAAGUACUGACCCCGUCCUUCGAAACGUUACUCUUACGUUUGCGCCUGGAUUAACCGUCAUUUAUGGUGAAGUUGGUUCAGGAAAAACAGCUCUGUUCCAGGCACUCCUCGGUGAACUGGAUCAGCUGGGUGGCGAAUAUGAUCGAUCAAAUGACAUCGUUGGAUACUGUGCACAGACUCCAUGGCUGCAGUCAAUGAGUAUCAGAGAGAAUAUUCUCUUCUCUUUGCCAUAUGAUGAGGCUCGGUACAAGCAGGUAAUGGAGGCUUGUGCCCUGAUCCCUGAUAUGGCUAAUUUCAAGCACGGCGAUCUCUCUCUGGUGGGAGAGAAUGGGGUUGGCCUCUCCGGCGGGCAAAAAGCUCGGGUAUCUCUAGCAAGAGCUGUCUAUUCAAGAGCUAAUAUAUUACUUCUCGAUGAUCCGCUGUCGGCAUUGGACCAUCAGACUGCGGAACUCAUUGUGCGGAAAUGCAUUUCUGGGCCAUUGCUGGAGAAUCGGACCACGAUACUUAUUACACAUCGUACGGAGCUAUGUCUACAUUUAGCAGACCAGGUAGUCCAAAUAUCUGACGGUCAGGCACAUGUUGUCGACCCAGACUCUAUUACCUCCGAGGAACUACACAGAGUUCACUCGUCCGAUUCCGUUCAUGAUGAUGCCAUUGGUAACGAAGAACAACAACUAGCCGCUAUCCCCGACAAGUUUAUGGAAGAUGAGCAUCGAGCACAUGGCGGCGUCAAAGCCUCAAUCUACUGGGAGUAUGUCAAAGCCGGGAAGCUAAAAUGGUGGUUCAUGCUGGUUUGUGUUCUGGUCUUAUACCGCACUGUCGAUGUCGCCCAGACUUGGUUCCUUAAACAAUGGGGCGAGGCAUAUAGCGAGUCAACAGAGAGGACAUCGUCUGGCCUCUUUGGAAACCUGCCUUCUCCGGAAACGGAUAUUAAGCCCUGGCUCGUUGGGUUCUUCCUUAUCGCCACUGCUCAAUCAAUUUCCUUUUUGAUAUCGCAGAGCUUCAUGUUGGUGAUAAUAUACAAGGCUGGAAAGAAUAUGUUCGAAAGAGUUAUGACACGCGUUACCCACGCCACGUUCCGAUUCUACGAUGUCACUCCUGUUGGUCGCCUGAUGAACCGUCUGACAUCCGAUAUUAAUACCAUCGAUGGCAACAUAAGCAAUCAAUUUCAGAAUGUGGCGAUGUUAUCAAUUGCCUGGAUCUCAUCUGUUGUUGUCAUCGGCUCUGUUACACCCCUAUUCUUGGUUUUCGCUAUUGGUCUUACUGUGGCAUUUGUAGUCAUAUUUUUGCAAUUCCUCCCAUCGUCACAGAGCCUCCGCCGCUUAGAAAUGGUAUCCUUGAGCCCGUUGAUCUCGAACUUUGGAGAGCUUGCCACUGGUCUGACGAGCAUUCGAGCUUUCAAAGUCUCACAUCUUUUUCAAGCCCGGGUGAUAGCUGUCACAGACAACUUUCAAAAGAUGGAUCAUUUCUACUGGAGUCUUCAGGCCUGGCUAAUGUACCGCUUUGACAGCCUUUCAGCCUGCUCAAUGUUUCUUUUAACUGCACUAGCGCUCUAUACAGGUGUCUCGCCCGGCCUCACAGCUUUCGUUCUUACUGCCGCUGCAAAAUUCGUUACCUCGACUCAUUCCCUGUGCAAACAAUAUGGACAGCUCCAGAUGGACUUUGUUUCGGUAGAAAGGGUAGUAGAGUUAUUGCAUUUGGAUCAGGAGCCGCCUGGGGACGUUCAGCCACCAGCAUAUUGGCCAUCACUAGACGGUGACAUUAUCUUUGAAAACGCGACAAUCCAAUACGCACCGCACCUUGAUCCGGCCCUAUCUGAUAUCUCCCUUACGAUCAAAGGAGGCAGCACAACUGCACUCAUUGGGCGCACCGGAUCCGGCAAAAGCACAUUAGCUCUCUCACUACUUGCCACAAACCUUCCUAAAACAGGACGGAUACUAAUUGACAAUAUUGAUAUAUCUACUGUUAACACCCAAGCCCUACGCAAACGUGUAACAUUCCUCGCCCAAGAGCCAGUACUCUUCCCAGGCUCAAUGCGCGCAAACCUGGACCCCCUUGACGAGUACACCGACUUUGAAUGCGAAACCGUGCUCCAAAAAAUAGCAUCAAGGCAUCAAUGGACGUUGGCUAUGCACAUCGACACCGGGGGCCGCAAUUUGAGUCAGGGCCAAAGACAGCUAGUCGGGCUGGCUCGAGCGCUCCUCAGGAGAAGCCCGAUUAUUAUUAUGGAUGAGGCUACAGCGAGUGUGGAUAUGGAGACUGCGAUGCGGAUUCAAGAAAUUUUAAGGGAAGAGAUGAGGGAGAGUACGGUGAUUACUAUUGCGCAUCGAGUGGAGGCUGUUAAGAAUGCAGAUGGGUGUGUGGUUCUUGACAAGGGGAGACUUGUGGAGUUUGGAGAGCCGGGUGGUUUGAUGGAGCGUAUGGAGUAG